Messenger RNA from Pollicipes pollicipes, 1137 nucleotides. RefSeq names its product sorting nexin-16. NCBI's taxonomy places the organism in Eukaryota, Metazoa, Arthropoda, Thecostraca, Pollicipedomorpha, Pollicipedidae. The record is from RefSeq and is a predicted model, not a curated record. The transcript is spliced from 2 exons. Gene Ontology annotation, molecular function: phosphatidylinositol binding. Gene Ontology annotation, cellular component: late endosome; early endosome. The annotation marks the transcript as partial. Gene Ontology annotation, biological process: protein targeting to lysosome; early endosome to late endosome transport; endosome to lysosome transport.
GUGCGGAGGACGCGACAUUUGCUGACGGGGCCGAGGUGAAGUGAGGCCCUGGUCAAGGAUCACCAGUUCUCUUCUUGCAUUAGUCCAUCUUACAAGGUGGGCUUCCAUGACAGUUUGGUGGCUGUUUUGGUCAGAUAAUGUCACAGAAAAUCCCAUAGGCAUAUGUGUAAUAUUAUUUUUAAGAGAUAAACCUCAGCGUGGUGUUCUGUCCUGUAUUCUAUCUAAAAAUAGGUCUUUUGUCUUCACCCAAUAGGUACUGCUAUUCACCCUUCAGUAAAAUGUGACAGAUUCAUUCAAAACAUCCUUGGGAUAUGCAUUGGAAACCUGAUGACAUACUAUAUUAGAUAGCAGGGUAGCAGAACAGCUUCAGCAAAGCUGUGGCCUGUCCUGAUAGCAGUAACCAUCGGUGUAAAGCUCAGUUUCCCAGUGUUUGACACAAUGGCAAACACUGAAGGUGUGUCAGGUGAUGGUAACACUUCUCCCAAGGAGAAUGUACCACAGCUGGGUACCAUUUCUGGGAGCUCUCUCAACUUGACCACCACUGACUCAGAGUCGGUGCACUCGGGCAUGUUCAACCCUGGUCCGUUCUUUGCCUCCCCUGGGAAAUCUCUGCUGGGGGAGUUCCUGUUCCCAAUCCAAGGCUACGAGGUGAUGGAGGCACGUGCCAAGUUCACAAUCUUCAAGAUCAAAGUGCAUCAUGUGGCUUCGGACCAGCGGUGGUUUAUCUUCCGGCGCUACACCGACUUCGCGCGGCUCAACAAGCGGCUGCGCCUGUCGUUCCCCGGACUGCGGCUAGCGCUGCCGCCCAAGCGCUGGUUCGGGGACAACUUUGACCCGUGCUUCCUGGAGGAUCGCAUUCUCGGGCUGCAGGCAUUUAUCACCAACAUCACCAGCCAUCCUGACAUCAGCCGGUGUGACGACGUGCGCCAGUUCUUCUGCCUGGACGAGCCGCCUGACCCGCGCGACUCGCUCGAGGAGAGCCGGCUGCUCUGCGAGUCGCUGGAGGAAACGGCCAGCUCGCACGAGCUGCUGCUGCAGCAGCGCGACCUGGAGAUCGCGCGGCUGCGCGCGCAGCUGGCGCUCGUGCGCCAACAGUACGACUUCCUGGUGGGCCGACUGCGCGGCGGCGCGGCGGCC